Molecule: messenger RNA, 1488 nt
Organism: Symbiodinium pilosum
Lineage: Eukaryota; Dinophyceae; Suessiales; Symbiodiniaceae
Source: the annotation of a GenBank genome assembly
AUGGACUCGGUCCUCCAGCGAGCCCCACUAUUCCGCCACAAUGUUGAUGGCAAGUUCCUACUGGUGAGAAGUAGGUGCUCAGGGUCAUGGGAGCUAUACCUUCGAAACCUGGAGGUAUGCUGUCUUGUUGGGCAGGUUGAGCCCAAGAAGCAGGUCCCCACCUUCCAAGGCAGAGACUACGCAAUGCUUCGCAACAAGUGCAUUCGGCAGAUGUAUGGUGAGGCCACAAGGAAGUGGCAGACAGAGUCUUCGGGUGACAUCUUAGAAGACGUGGAUGCAGCCAUAUUUGACGCCGAGCGCCUGCAGGCACUGGGCAUUGAGAUCGGAAAUGACAAGAAGGAACAGUUGCAGCUGGCCCCGUGGCACCUCACGGCACAUGCUCUGAAGGCAAGAAGUGAUCGGGGCGACAAAGCCUCAAAGAACUUUGCGAUUGUGGGCCCAGGUGAUCCUAGUAGCCGCCUGGAAGCGGCAAGCUUUAUGCCGGUGGCUGCCAAGGACUUCCCCGACUGCAUCCAGCUGGCUGCCUUGCUUCGGCUCUCCGACGCUGAGCUCAGCAAGCAGUUGCAGCAAAGCAUUCCAGAGAGGAUCUUUCAACCACUUGCGCGCUGGGAUCGCAUCGCCUUGCUGUGCCGAUCUCUUGGUGAAGCCGAUGGCUCCCUGAGUGCGGUGACAGGCUGGAGCGGCGCCAGCCUGGUGCCAAAGCAAGCCAGGACGGAGCAAAAGAACUUCAAGCAGAAGCAUGAAGGUCUCCUGCAAGAAGCCUUCGAGCGACAGGCAGCGGCUCUCUCUGCAGAAGCCCCAGCAGACAUCUCCGAUCAGGAGGAAGUGCAAGAGGUCGGCUUGCUGGAUGAGAAAGACUGGCUGGAAGCAUUGGGCGGCGGAGAAGGCCAGGGAGAGGGCCAGGGAGAGGGCCAGGAGGCCUCUACCGCUUCUACCUCUAUGUUUGCAGGCAUCUUUGAUGCGCCGGAAAGACCAGAGAGUGACCAGGCAGAGCUCAAGAAGAUGCGGAGUAAUCUCUCACUGGGACAGAAGGAGACCCAGAUGUCCCACACCACGCAGGCCCCAAGACCAGCACAAGCUGGGGAGGAGCCAGCGCGGGUGAAAGUGUUAAAGGUUGUUACCCAGCAUAAAAUGGCUGGAGGCUUCAAGGCCAAAGUUGUGUAUGUAGUGGGCGAGGAGAACAUCAAGCUAUACAGGGGACUCCAAGCCCAGGAUGCACCAAGGACCUUUGCCCUGCAAAGCACAGGCAGGUCUAAGAGGACCCGGUCUGCGUCUGAUGACAGCGAGUCCUGGCAACCGCGUUCGAGCCACGGCAAGGUCCAGUCGCGGCUGAGCUCGGGGCUGGAAACCAAGCGCCGGAAGACAGAGGCCAGUUUUUCUGGGGCGCCUAGCAAUGCGCCCUGCUCUGUGGGUUCCGAGAAGUCGGAAUCUCACGCAGCAGAACCUUCCGAUACCCCGACUCGGACCAAGCGCAUCCGCCUGGCAUAG